Tribolium castaneum (red flour beetle) is the source of this 481-nucleotide messenger RNA. RefSeq names its product macrophage migration inhibitory factor homolog. Gene Ontology annotation, molecular function: cytokine activity; phenylpyruvate tautomerase activity. The record is from RefSeq and is a predicted model, not a curated record. Bases 53 to 415 code for a protein of 120 amino acids. Lineage: Eukaryota; Metazoa; Arthropoda; Insecta; Coleoptera; Tenebrionidae. The transcript has 3 exons.
UAAAUUAUAAAAGCGCAACAUUAAAACCCCAACAAACAGUCAUUUCUACAAAAUGCCACACUUUCGUGUCGAGACAAAUGUGCCCCAGAGCAAAAUCCCGGCCGAUUUGCCGCAAAGAUUGUGCCAAAUCGUCGCCAAUUCCUUGUCGAAACAGCUCAGUUAUUGUUGUGUCACUGUAAUUGGGGACGUGAAUAUGUGCUGGGGGGGCACUAGUGAGCCCGCCGCUCAAGCCACCUUGAUGAGCAUUGGCUCCUUGGGCAUAGAACCGAACAAAAAACAUGCCAAAAUUUUGUACGAAAUUCUGUGCAAAGAGUUGGGAAUUGCAAAGGACAGGAUGUAUAUUCACUUUAACAGUGCACCGCCCAGUGAAGUGGGCUAUAAUGGGACCACCUUUCAUGACAUUUUUGGAAAGUGAUUGUUGAUUACCCAAAUGGUCUUGUUUGUUUCUUACAAAUAAAAAAUAUUGGUAUUUUGUUUACAA